This is a messenger RNA of Lacerta agilis (Sand lizard), 2281 nucleotides long. RefSeq names its product solute carrier family 23 member 3 (gene SLC23A3). Gene Ontology annotation, biological process: transmembrane transport. The transcript is spliced from 12 exons. The coding region runs from base 307 to 2220 and encodes 637 amino acids. The record is from RefSeq and is a predicted model, not a curated record. Gene Ontology annotation, molecular function: transmembrane transporter activity. NCBI's taxonomy places the organism in Eukaryota, Metazoa, Chordata, Lepidosauria, Squamata, Lacertidae. Gene Ontology annotation, cellular component: membrane.
AGAUGGCCAACCACAGCACUAUCCCUUGCUGAUACUGUCCAAUAGGUCAGGCAUGGUCCACCCAAAACCAGCUUGCUGUAGUUUAACACCUGCUCAGUCAUGCCUUUUACCUCUCAGCACUAGUGGUGAGUUACUGGGCAAGCCAAGUUAAUAGCUAACAGGCUGAGCAACUGUGGCCUGGAAGGGCCAAAGGUGGAAGUUCAGAUGCAUAUGGCCAGUGAAGGGUGUAAAUAAAGGAAGGGGAGGAACUGGAGAGAUACUCAGUUGCUAGGUCACUUUCCAGCACAAAGGAAAAAGACAGACAGCAUGAACAAAGUCAACAGGGCUUCUAAAAGCAUCCUUCCCCAUGCUCGUAAAGGGCCAAAAUUUCCUCCCUGGCCCCUGAUCUGCUUGUUGGCCUUGCAGCACCUCCUGGUCCAGGUAUCUUUUCUCUGCGUCUUUCACUUUUUCUUCAUCGCCACCCUCCCCGGCAAGAUGCUGAAUGGUACUCCAUGUUGGAAUGAACUUCUAGCAUGCAACCUUUUUGCCUGUGGCAUAGCCACAGCCUUGCAAUGUGGAUUGGGAACCAGGUUGCCGCUGGUUCAGGCUCCAUCUUUUGAGUUCCUUAUCCCAGCCAUGAUACAGACCCAACAUAUGGCUCCCAUUCUCCAGUCAAAUGGAAAUAGCACUGAGGCCCCCGACAUAUGUGCUGGGCCAGAUUGUGAAAACUCAAGAAACUGGGAUCAGUUACUCCAUGAGGUUUCAGGUGCAGUGCUGAUUUCCGCUCUGGUGCAGGUGGCAUUGGGGAUGUCAGGUGCCUGUGGGUGGAUUACCCAUCGCUGCGGACCCAUGGUUCUGGCCCCAAGCCUUUCUGUCAUUGGACUUUCAGCAUACAGACCUGCUGCUCUUCUCUGCUCUGAAAACUGGGGAGUCGCCCUGCUGCUUGUGUUGCUGUGCGUUUUGCUAUCCCAACACCUGGCUUCCUGCCGACUGCCCAUUUGCCAGUGGAGCCAAGCAAGAGGGCUCACUAUAAAAUCGGGCAGCCCAGCCCUGCACUUUUUCUCGAUUCUGCUGCCCUUCUCUGGGAUCUGGCUUGUCUGUGGGAUGCUGAGACCUGUUCCAACCCCUUGGGACGUGUUGCAUCCUUCCACACGUCACUUAACCCUCACCAACAGCACCCUCCAGUCCCCAUGGUUCAAGCUGCCUUACCCAGGUGCACAGGGCUGGCCAGUACUUAGUACCCGUGCCAUUGGCAUUGGUGCUGCUAUGGGUGUUACCGCAAGCAUGAAUUCUGUGGGCUGCUAUCUGCUGUGCAGAAAGUCCCUAUGGGAUCCACCCCCACCACAGCAUUUGUGCAACAGAGGGCUCUGUACUGAGGGCCUUGGCACGCUCCUGUCAGCUGUGCUGGGCAGCGUGUCUGGAACUGCAUCCAGCAUGCCCAAUGCUUGUGCCGGCAGACUGACCCAGGCUCCCUCAUGUCGUGCAGUGUGGAUCAGUGCGUUGGCAUGUGUACUGUUGGGACUGUCUCCUCGGCUCAUGGGAAUUCUUACCACCAUCCCUCUGGCAAUUCAUGGAGGAGUGCUAUGUGUGACAUACAGCAUGGCUGUGGGCACCGGUGUCUCUUACUUCCAGUACACAAACAUUGACUCAGGCAGGAACAUCUUCAUUGUGGGCUUCACUAUGUUCAUGGGUCUGCUGGUUCCGAAGUGGCUCUUCACGGCGCCAGGGUCCCUGGCCACAGCUACAGGUUGUGUCCCUGUAGACCUCUUCCUCCUUUCUCUGUUGAUGGUUCCUGCCUUUAUAACUGGAUUCCUAUCCUUUUUCUUAGAGAACACAGUUUCCGGCACCCUGCAAGAGCGUGGGCUGCUCAACUACCCAUCAGCAAGCAAACCAGAGGCCAGAAAGAAUUCCCUGCAGCAAUGCAGAAAUGGCUCCGCACAAAGAAAUCAGGUACCUCUAGUCCUACAAAAGCAUCCACUACCUUCAUGGCGUAAGGGCUUUCCCUUCUGUUUCCUUUGUCCCUUGGGAGUCGACAAAGUGGAGAUUGUGAACACUUACCCCCUGGAAGAAUUGCGCUAUUCAGAAGAGCAAACCACAGAUCUGCUGCUGAAACCAGAAACAGUGGUGCUGGAGUCAGAACUGGAGCUGGAGACAGUACAAGAGCCUAACAUUCCACAAAGGAAUUUGGAGAAUCAUAAAUAUGGCAGACCAACAGCUAAUGAGAUGACCUCUCUACGCUGAUCUCUAAAUAGAAACUUUAUUCAAAGACAGGUACUUGAAAAAAUCUGGAAACAAUAGGACU